AUGAAUGACGAAGAUGCCCUUGCAGAUUUCCUAGCUCAUAAAAAGCGUCUAACAGAUAUAUUUUUCCCUAAUUCAAGAUCAGCUAUUAUUUCUCAUGAUACGAGUGCUUACGAUGAAUUUUGGAAAUUUUUGCUGAGAUUGCAGAAAAUUGUCAGAAAAAGUUUUUCUGAAGGUCUUGAUGGGUGUCUUUUGAGUAAGAAGUCGAAGUUGAACAUUCAGACGAGCAAUUAUCGUCUAGAGGACUAUAUUAGACAUAGCGAUGUUUCAAGUUCUCGCAGAUCUCUUACUCGUUCAGAGCUUGAUUGCUUUCAUCUCAUAUAUGACAUGUACCUCGAUUUUCUUCUGAAGCGCAAGUUCGCUCGAAUUGUGAAACUUAGAAUAGAUCAAAGUGUUCUACCAAUCGCUAACUUUAGAACAGAAUUAUUAUCUACACUAUCUAAACACCAAGUUGUGAUAGUUGCUGGUGAUACUGGUUGUGGAAAGUCAACACAAGUACCACAGUACCUAUAUUAUGGUGAAUCAAACUCAAAUGAUACACCUGGACCUAACUCCUAUCAAAAUAUUGCUGUUACUCAACCUCGUCGCAUCGCGUGUAUUAGUUUGGCCGCACGUGUAAGUACUGAGAUGUUGAAUGAAAGAGGCUCCAAGGUUGGAUAUCAAGUCCGUUUUGAACGAAGUCGAACUAAGGCUACACGAAUUCUUUUUCUCACAGAAGGUUUAUUGUUACGUCAAAUGCAGAUGGAUCCAUUUUUGAGCGACUAUGAUGUCAUCGUUCUUGAUGAAGUACAUGAACGUCACUGGCAAACUGAUUGUUUACUAGGACUUGUUAAAUGUCUUAUAGUUGUCCGUCCAAAACUUCGUGUAGUUCUGAUGUCAGCUACCAUAAAUGUGAACACAUUUGCUAAAUUUUUUAAUGAUUGCCCAAUUAUACAGGUGCCUGGACGUCUUUACCCCAUCGAUUUGCACUACAUUCCACUCAGUCCAGUUGAAAUUGCCAACACAACUGAUAGAAUUGAUCCUGCGCCAUAUAUUCGUUUGCUAAGACGAAUAGACGUAACAUAUCCCGCUACUGAACGAGGCGAUCUUUUGAUCUUUUUAUCUGGAAUGGCUGAUAUUCAAGCAAUAAUGGAACCAGCUAAAGCAUAUGCUGAAGAAACAAAACGAUGGAUUAUUUUACCAUUGCACAGUGCAUUAUCUGCAUCAGAUCAAGAGAAAGUUUUUCAUGUUGCUCCAGACUGUGUACGUAAAUGUAUUUUAUCAACAAAUAUCGCCGAAACCUCUCUAACUAUAGAUGGAAUUAGAUUUGUAGCUGAUUCCGGCAAAGUCAAAGAAUUGAGUUGGGAUUCUAAAGCACGAAUGCGUUGCUUAAAAGAAUUUUCAAUAUCUAAAGCAAGUGCUAAUCAACGUAAAGGUCGUGCUGGUCGUACAGGUCCUGGUGUUUGUUAUCGUUUCUAUACUCAAGAGGAUUAUGAUAAUUUUGAGGCAUUUAGUACCCCGGAAAUUCGUCGUGUUCCUUUAGAAACACUUGUUUUACAAAUGAUGGUCAUGGGUUUACCAGAUAUGAAAAAAUUCCCUUUCAUUGACCCACCUGAAAUGAAAUGCAUUGAUGAAGCACUUGAUAUAUUAAAGUCACAUGGUGCAAUUAUUCCACAGAAUAACUUGUUAACGGUUACGCCACUUGGCCAAUUAUUAUCUGAUAUACCAGUUGAAUUUUCAAUAGGUCGUAUGUUAAUUAUGGCAUCAUUAUUAAGAUUAAUUAAUCCCGUAUUAAGUUUAGCUGCUGGUAUGGCUAUUCAGUGUCCAUUAUUACCGUAUACAGCUUUCAGUGGAGCAGAACAAACGCGUCGAAUCGAAUCACUAGCUGAAUAUGAAAGUGAUCAUGGAGAUGCGUUUACAUUGGUUAAUGUUUUUGAUGAAUGGAUUAAGAUGAAAUCGGAGGCGACUGGUAUUAUUAAACAAGAUCAUGAAUUAGACGAAUUUGAUAAUAAUAAUAAUAAUAAUGACAAGGGAUGUAAAAGCAUUCAACGAUGGUGUCGUCGUAUUGGAGCACAACAGCAACGUCUUCAUGAAAUGGUCCGAUUACGUAGUCAGUUCGCACAGUUGUUAAAAGACAGUGGUCUUCUUGAUAGUAAAUCCACAGAAUUUGAUGAAAACCCAUCCAGAACACAACACUUUAAAAAUUUAAAUUAUGCAAGACGUAGUGCACGAAUGAAAUCUAAACGACGCCGACUUCUCACUUUACAAGAUAAUUUGAGUGAUAACUCGGAAUCUGAAAAAGAAGAUCAUCAUAUGGAAAGUGAUUCGUCUAAAUUACGUAAAUGGUUAAAUGCGUCGAGCCGUUGUUCAUCAAUCAAUUCAUCAAAUGUACCUGUACAAGAUUUAGAACUAGUAUUAUGCUACAAUCUAUCAUCUUUAGCGCAAUCAGCUAAUAUUCAACAAAACAUGACACAAGCUGAUCUUCAACUAUUAAAAGUUGUAUUAGCUGGUGGUAUGUAUCCUCAGUUAGCUAUUGGUGAUCCAGCCAACGCUUAUCGUGUUGCUAAUCGUGGUGGUACAGCUGGAGCUGGUGCUGAAAUGGUAUUUCAUACUAAGAAUAAAGGUUUUGUUACACUUCAUCCAAAUGAUGUAUUUGUUAGAAAGCCAGAUGUUUUAUUUCCUGAGCGUACUUCAAAAAAACGGAAUAAUAAUCGUCCGAACCUGUCAGAGAUACAAAAGUCACAAACAUCAUUACCAAAUAAAAAUUUGAAACAAAAAGAGAUGA
This is a messenger RNA of Schistosoma mattheei, 2761 nucleotides long. The record is from the annotation of a GenBank genome assembly. Lineage: Eukaryota; Metazoa; Platyhelminthes; Trematoda; Strigeidida; Schistosomatidae.